Molecule: messenger RNA, 3442 nt
Organism: Octopus sinensis (East Asian common octopus)
Lineage: Eukaryota; Metazoa; Mollusca; Cephalopoda; Octopoda; Octopodidae
Exons: 11
Coding region: 735-3302 (855 amino acids)
Molecular function (GO): protein binding
Source: RefSeq, a predicted model, not a curated record
GAGGAGAAAAAAAAAAAAAGACUAGAUGUACGUCUGAUCCGUGACACAGAUUCGUGCGACGGAGAAUUAUCAAGUUUAUCCGACCGAAUCGGUGACUGAUAAAUAGAUAGGAAGUGAUAUACUUUUCUAUAUUACUGAUAAUAUAUAAAUAAAUAUAUAUUUAUAUAUAUAUAAAUGAAGCAGUUAUACAUGCGUAUAAUAACAAGAGAGGGCGACAGAGCGAGACUAAAUACUGGAUGCUUUUGAAUUCGCCUGUUAUCCUGGGACGAAACCACCUUCGAAGUUGACACUAUACGUGGCUCUGGACUCACAGUCGAAAUAUAAUCACCUCCUCGGAUUUUGUUUUUAUUCCACAAAAGUUUCAGAUCUCGCACAAGUGAUUAUCCAGGACUCAUAAAGCCACAGUUUAACACAGUUUUCAUGUUGUAUAAGUGAGUUUGAUUAUAACACACCCCACUGGAUGGGAUGCCAAUCACUUGUAGGGUCAACUUCCCAGCUAUUGCUGGGACUCAUUUAAAGCUGAGUGAAAAUGAGAAAUUUGAAAUAAAAUGCUGUGCUCAGGAACACAAUGAAUCACCCAGUCCAAGAACUGAAACCAUGGUCUUGUGAUUGAGAGUGCAACACCCUAACCACUAGGCCAUGCAUCUUACUGCUUUAUUUCUGUCCUUGCCUAGAUUACAACUUAUAGAAAUACAGAAAGACAAAGAAAGGUAAAAUACAUACAAGUUAUUGAUAUGGCAACCCCGUAUCGCCUAGAGGCCAUUCAUUCCUCAAGACAGCAACACGCUGGCAGGAACUUUAUUGGACGACAUGACGAGAGGGAAAAACUGAAAAACUUGAUUAAGGAUGAAAAUACUCAAAUAAUACAAAUCUUUGGCCUACCAUAUGUUGGUAAAACAAGUCUCAUCAAAACUGUCUGUCAAGAAUUGAAGGAUGAAAUCAACCCCGAAAGACUCCACAUAAAACACAUCCAUAUUUCUAAUAAUAGCAGUUGGUCUGAUAUUUCCAACAUGCACAAUACAUUCACCAAUUGUUCUAGUAUCACCAAUACGAAAUGGAAAAUUUGUAUUUUUGAUGAUUUCCAGAACAUUCAAGAAAGCUUCCUUCCAGGUUUCCAGGAGCUUUGCGACAAUGACUUUCCACUGCACCCAAAUCUAAAAAUCAUUCUCAUAUUAAGUGGUGGAAAACCAUUUCAGUUUGAUGGAAUCAGGUUUGGAAAGUGUAAAGUGAGUCCAUUGUCCAUUAAAGACGGACAGCAUCUUUUCUGCCGCUGUUCAAACAUUGAGAAAGAUGAUGAUAAUGAAGAGCAAAUACACAACAUCAUCAGAUAUGCCUGUGGCCUGCCAGGACUUCUUAUUUACUUUGCAGAAAAAAUCUCCCAGUUUUAUCAUUUAUCUUUUGAUGAUAUCUACAAAAUGAUUUGUGAUGAAACCAGCAUCAAUGAUUUGCUGGACGAAUGUACAAUUAACAGACGUAAUAUUAAGCAAGAAAUGGACAAGUAUUUUUCUCAACUCUCUCAGAAACAGCAAGAUGCUCUCAAAGUGCUUUCAUAUUUUCCUGGAAGAUUUGGUAUUGAGGAAGCUGUUGAAAUGACUGAUUCUUCUAGUCAACCAGCUUCCAAGAUGCAUGUUUUGAUGCCACUUGUCGAACAAGGUUUGAUCAAUUCAGAUUUAGAAUUACAGAAUUUCCAAGUACAAGAAUUAAUACGUGCAAUUACUAAACAACAGAUUGACAAUGUACACAGCAAUGAUUUGGUAAAGCUCAAAUAUACAAACAUUAUUGGGAAAAGUCUGAUGAAGGCUCAAGAUAUUUUUGAUAAAGGUUUCAUACAUGAAGCACUCGGAAUAAUGAAGAACAACUGGGAAAAUAUUUCAUUUAUUUUGAAGAGAGGGAUUGAUGCACCCGCAGAUGGAAGGACAUAUGGAGCUUAUUAUGAGAUAGCCACAAAAGCUUCACAAAUACUUUGGUUAUGUUACCCAGCAGAAUCACAGGAUUUUCUCUUGGCAUGUCUACAAAAUUCCAUGUUAUUUGGCAAUGAAGAAGAGAAGGCAUUGAUGAAUAUAGCAUAUGGCAUAUCUUUGACAAAUUUACCUGGUUUGGGAGGCUACAUGGAAGCUAUAUCAUACUAUGAGAAGGCUAUGAAGGUUUUGGAAACUAGAAACCUACAAUAUCGACAAAUGCUGUUAUACAAUAGCAUGGCUUACAACUACCAUAUGCAGGGCAAAUAUGUCGAAUCCUUGAAUUCUGCAGAAAAAGGCUACAGCAUGGUCGUCAAAGAUGUCAGUCCUCAGAUGGCGCAACACGUGAAGAUCAACUCUGCCUCUAUCAUGGCCUACAACCUCUCGCUCAUUGGUUACUAUGAUAGAUGUGAAAAACUACUGUCAGAAAAUUUGGGGAAAAUUCCAUCACAUCAUCCCAGUCUAGCUAUUAUGUUAAAUACAAUGGGUAUUAAUUAUGAAAGGAAAGGCUCACAGAAUGACGAAGCGUUCAUUUUUUAUAAUGCUUCUCUAAGGGAAAGAAUGAAAGUUGCUCCAAUAAAUCCCAGAUUAUCUGUCGUGGCGAAUUGUAAUGUGGCAAAAUUAAUGUCUCGUGAUCGUGGAAACCAUGAAACCGCACUGAGAUUCCUCUCGAAAUCGAAAGCCAUUCUAAAGAAACAAAGUUGGCACCAUCUGAUUACUUCUGAACUGUUGAACCAGACUGGUCAAGUGUAUUUGAGGAUGCAUGACAUGAGCAGUGCUCUACAAGCAUUCCUGGAGUCGUUGUACAUCUACAACAAGAUCGAUCCCAACAACAGUGCCAAAAUCGAGGUUCUUAACAUCGUUGCCCACUGCAGUCUUCUUCAAGAGUCAUUCGAUAAUGCCAGGGAAUAUUUCCAGGAUGUUCUGCAAGUCAACCCCAAAGCAACUAUGAGCUGUGUCCUAGAAGUUGAAGGUUACGCAAUAGCUAUGGAACAUCUUGUCUACCUUAGUUUUGAGAGUUGUGAGGACCAGAUGGCUGCUUUGGAGAAUCUUCUAGAAGAAUUACGUCAGAUCAAUAAACUUAGUGUUAAUAUGGAACAAAAAAUGCAAUAUUCAAGUGCCAUUGCCAAGUACCAAGGACUGAAAAUACAUCUUCUUAAAAAAUUCGACUACCGUAACAAAAGAACCGGCCUCCUUAUAGAUUCGCUUCCUGUAAUUUGUGACAUCUGCCAAGACUACAAACGUUAUGUAAAUUGCUCACAAGAGAAUUAUAUUUUUAAGUUGUGUGGAUUGAGAUCACAUAUAAAGGACUUUGAUCUUCAAGAAUUAAGUUUACAAAGUUAAAUGAUUAUUUCACUAACAUUGUUCAGCAUUUUUCCAUGGAAACGGUUUAUUGGUAAGAUAAGAUGAAAGGGAAAUGAUGAAUCAGAUGAGACUAAAUUCCUUAUUCUAUUAUAUUCUAAUAAACUUAUUUGUUCUCUUUA